UCCGCCCCUCCUUUGGCGAAGCAACUAGGCUUGACCCUUCCCGCAACCGGUCGCGCGGCGGUGCAAGUGCGGAAGGCUUGCUUGGCGGGCAGUGCGUAGCUAUGGAACCAGACGGGACCUACGAGCCGGGUUUCGUGGGUAUUCGAUUCUGCCAGGAAUGUAACAACAUGCUUUACCCCAAGGAGGACAAGGAGAACCGCAUUCUGCUCUACGCGUGUCGGAAUUGUGAUUACCAGCAGGAAGCCGACAACAGCUGCAUCUACGUCAACAAGAUCACGCACGAAGUGGACGAACUGACCCAGAUCAUCGCUGACGUGUCCCAGGACCCCACGUUGCCGCGGACCGAGGACCACCCGUGCCAAAAGUGUGGCCACAAGGAGGCGGUGUUCUUCCAGUCGCAUAGUGCCCGGGCGGAGCAGGCCUCCACCCUGGCACCUUACACCCACUGGCUGAGAUCUUAAGAAGGAGGUUUUCCAAGCUUCCUGAUGGCUGUCUCCACCCUGUGAACACAAACACUGGAAACUCCACAUCCUGGGCACCUCUCUCCCAUUUCACUCCAGACCUUCCUGGGGCCCAGCCGCCCUUCCCUGUCCCUGCCACUCCUCACCCGUGUGAGU
Molecule: messenger RNA, 617 nt
Organism: Ailuropoda melanoleuca (giant panda)
Lineage: Eukaryota; Metazoa; Chordata; Mammalia; Carnivora; Ursidae
Gene: POLR2I
Product: RNA polymerase II subunit I
Exons: 6
Coding region: 102-461 (119 amino acids)
Biological process (GO): DNA-templated transcription; maintenance of transcriptional fidelity during transcription elongation by RNA polymerase II; transcription-coupled nucleotide-excision repair
Cellular component (GO): RNA polymerase II, core complex
Molecular function (GO): DNA-directed RNA polymerase activity; zinc ion binding; nucleic acid binding
Source: RefSeq, a predicted model, not a curated record